Molecule: messenger RNA, 2651 nt
Organism: Salvia hispanica
Lineage: Eukaryota; Viridiplantae; Streptophyta; Magnoliopsida; Lamiales; Lamiaceae
Product: zinc finger BED domain-containing protein RICESLEEPER 1-like
Molecular function (GO): protein dimerization activity; DNA binding
Source: RefSeq, a predicted model, not a curated record
CGCUCCAUAUCACAAUCCAACUCCACCAAAACAUCUCAGAUCCAAACCCUAACCCUUUUCGUGAUUUCGGGUCCUCCGGUCGGAUCCCGCUGCCGGAAAAUUGUCAGGUUUUUGAGCCUCCAUUUUCAGCGUCGCGAUCAUUAUAUUCCGGUCAACUGAUCAAAAAUCAUCAUAAAAUUAAAUAUAGAAGUAAAAUCAUUAAAUAUUUUUUUUUUCUGAUCAGACGUUUCAGAAGUUCAUGGUGUAGGUGGAGGUGGGGGAUUUAUUAGUUUGGGUGCCUGUUUUGGUUAGCCUUUAAAUGAAGCUUGGUAUAAAAUGAAUGAUGGUUAAGUCGUCGUUGCUCUCCAUCCUGAGAGAAGUUCGAUUAUGAGUUCAGUUUAAAACAGUUGACACAGAGUAGAUAUUUUAGUACCUAGUCCAUGUUAUGGAAAUAAUAAAUGAGGUCCCCGCCAAGAAAACAAAAAGGUUGACUUCUAUUGUCUGGAAUCAUUUUGAAAGAGUCAGGAAGGCAGAUGCACAGUAUGCUGUUUGCAUCCAUUGCAAAAAGAAACUGAGUGGGUCGAGUAACAGUGGUACGACUCAUUUGAGGAAUCAUUUGGUGCGGUGCCUGAAGAGGUCAAAUUUUGAUGUUUCUCAAAUACUUUCUGCAAAGAGGAAGAGAAAUGAAACUAGUCAGAGUCCUCUCCGUCAAAGUAAUCUUGCUGUAGCAGCCAUCAGCUAUGACGACGGCAGAAUAAAAGAUGAAAUCCUCAAUCCUUUGCCUCUUAAGUAUGAACAGGAGCAGAAGAAAGAAGAAGCUAUCCAAACAAUCAAUUUGGGAAGUGUUAAAUUUGAUCAAGAGCGCAGUCGGUUGGAUCUUGCUCGAAUGAUUAUGCUACAUGGUUAUCCCCUGGCAAUGGUGAACCAUGUUGGAUUUAAAAUAUUUGUCAAGAAUCUCCAGCCAUUAUUUGAAGUUAACAACAACGAUGGAGCCAUAGAGAUGGAUUGCCUUACCAUCUACAACAAGGAGAAACAUAAGUUAUACGAGACAAUUCGCCAUUUUCACGGUAGAAUCAGCCUUGCUGUUGACAUGUGGGGUUCAAGUGAAAGUGCUGGAUAUGUGUGCCUUACUGCUAAUUACAUUGAUGACGACUGGAGGCUACAAAAGAAGAUGCUUAAUUUCAUAUCAUUGGAUCCAUCCCAUACUGAUGACGUGCUUUCAGAAGUCGUUAUUAAGAGUUUGACAGACUGGGCUAUUGAUCACAAGUUGUUUUCCAUGACAUUUGAUGAUUGUUCUGCCCAUGAAAUUAUGGUGUUCAGGAUUAAGGACUGGUUAUCCCAGACUAGACCAUUUUUCAAGGAUGGUGAGUUAUUUGAUGUUCGAUGUGUUACCCAUCUUUUGAAGUCCAUUGUGCAAGAAGUCAUGGAAGCAUGUCACGACUUGAUACAUAAAAUUCGUGAGAGUGUAAGGCACGUCAAGAGUACACAAACAUUACUUGGAAAAUUUAAUGAAAUCGCUCAACAAGCAGGAAUCAGCAGUGUUAGGCGUCUGGUUCUCGACUGUCCGAUGCAGUGGAAAUCUACGUACCUGAUGCUUGAAUCGGCAAUAGAAUAUAGGGGUGCCUUUUCUCUUUUGCAAGAGCAUGAUUCCUCCUACACAAAAGCUUUAUCUGAAAUAGAGUGGGAAUGGGCUAGUUCUAUUGCAGGUUUCCUUAAAUUUCUUCUCGACUUCACUACCAUUGUAGUAGGAAACAAGUAUCCAACUGCCAACAUAUUUUUUUCGGAGAUAUGUGAUAUGCACAUUCAACUAAUUGAGUGGUGUAGGAGCCCUGAUGAUUUUCUUAGUAGUGUAGCCUUAAAGAUGAAAGACAGAUUUGACACGUAUUGGAGCAAGUGUAGCAUGGCUUUAGCUAUUGCAGCAAUUCUAGAUCCUCGUUUCAAAAUGAAGUUGGUCGAGUACUACUAUGGACAAAUUUAUGGCAGCACCGCCCCUGAUCGCAUUAAAGAAGUUGCUGCUGGUCUUAGGGAACUCUUUACUGAGUACUUGAUGGCUUCAUCUUCUCCCGAUCAAGAUUCAGUUUUAUCUGGCAGCAGCUUACCCAGUACCAGCAGUGCUGCUAGAGAUAAACUUAAGGGUUUCGACAAGUUCCUGUACGAAACUUCCCAAAGUCAGUGCAUGUCAUCAGAUUUAGAGAAGUACCUAGAGGAGCCUGUAUUUCCCCGCAAUUGUGAUUUCAGCAUAUUAAAUUGGUGGAAAGUUCAUACACCAAGGUAUCCGAUCUUGUCUGUGAUGGCGCGUGAUAUUCUUGCUAUUCCCGUGUCUACUCUUGGACCAGAGGUAGCAUUCAGCAACAGGGGCAGAACACUAGACCAGGAACAUAGCUCGCUAACUCCAGAUACCAGAGAAGCUUUGGUAUGUGGGCAAGACUGGUUGAGAACGGAACCAGAAGCAGUCAGCCUGGCUCUGAUCAACGCGCACGCGCCCUUGCAAAUUUCAACCGAAACAAAUUGAUCUGCGCCGACAAUGGUUGACGAAUGAAAAAGCUGAUUAUGCCGACUCUUCCAGUUUUCUUCUCAAUUUUUUUUAACUUUUUUCUCAUGAACAAUUUGUACUAAUGUUGCCUGCCUAAUUUUUACUCUGCUUUUAAAUAUGAGAGAUUUUACUUUGUCAA